AGACACAAAUUGUGCACCAUUUUUCCACGCAGGUCGCCGCGUUUUUUCUAUUUCUCGAAGGUUUAAUAUGAUCAGAAUUUCUUCUAUCUUUGUCUGCAAACAAGGUGGUGGUGUUUGUAAUGGGAAUUUACGGCCCCGUGUGGAUUUUCCUGGGGGUCUAGACCAUUUUAUGCCGUUUCGGAAAGAUAAGGUGGUGUUUGUAGUGGGAGCAACCGGCACCGGCAAGUCAAGGCUGGCCAUCGACCUGGCAACCCGAUUUCCGGCGGAGAUUGUAAAUUCCGAUAAAAUGCAAGUUUACAAAGGCCUUGACAUAGUCACGAACAAAGUGACUGAAGAGGAGUGCCGCGGGGUGCCCCACCACUUAUUAGGCAUAAUUGAUCCUAACGCCAACUUCACCACCAACGAUUUUCUCCACCAUGCCCCAGUAACUAUGGAGUCAAUCACCAACCGAGACCGACUCCCGAUCAUCGCCGGUGGCUCUAAUUCUUAUAUUGCAGCUCUAGUGAAUCACCAUGCUGAAUUUCGAAUGAAGUACGACUUCUGUUUCAUCUGGGUCGAUGUAUCAUUGCACGUGCUUCGUUCGUUUAUAUCAGACCGAGUGGACCGGAUGGUGGAGGCCGGUUUAGUGGAUGAGGUGAGGAAAAUGUUUGACCCUAAAGCUGACUAUUCGCGUGGACUUCGGCGCGCCAUUGGGGUACCUGAAUUGGAUAAAUAUUUUCGAGUUGAAUCAAUCGUUGACGGUAGAACCCGAGCUCGGCUUCUCAAGGAGGCCAUUGCAAAAAUCAAGGAAAAUACUUGCAUAUUAGCUUGUCGACAAUUGGAAAAGAUCCGUCGGCUUGAGAGCCAGUGGGAAUGGAAUAUGCAUCGACUCGACGCUACGGAAGUGUUCCUAAAGCGGGGCAAAGAGGCCGAUGACGCGUGGGAGAAUCUCGUGGCAGGACCUAGCUCAAUGAUCGUCCGCCAAUUCCUCUACAAUGGAGAUUGUAUGCCCACCAUUGUAUCACCGGUUCCCUUGGCAGCAGUGGCUACAGUUGCUCGUUAGUGGUGGCUCCGGUAGAAUCUAUUUCACCAUCACUCCUGAUGACAU
Messenger RNA from Corylus avellana, 1087 nucleotides. RefSeq names its product adenylate isopentenyltransferase 5, chloroplastic. Gene Ontology annotation, biological process: tRNA modification; cytokinin biosynthetic process. Gene Ontology annotation, cellular component: mitochondrion. Gene Ontology annotation, molecular function: tRNA dimethylallyltransferase activity. The record is from RefSeq and is a predicted model, not a curated record. Lineage: Eukaryota; Viridiplantae; Streptophyta; Magnoliopsida; Fagales; Betulaceae.